UUUUAGACUAACACUAACAAACGGUAAUAAUGGAUUUCAACCGAAGUGUGUCGAGACCUUUAUCACAACUGGGUUCUAGUUUCAUGGAAAAUGAAGAUGAACUUCAAUUAAUGGGUUGGAAUCUUACUCCAGAAGAUCUUACUCAUAUACCAGAACAUUGGUUGGCAUACCCAGAAGUUAGAUCACUCUACCAUUAUAUUUUGGCAUUUACUUAUACAAUUUUAUUUUGUCUCGGUGUGAUUGGAAACGGUUUGGUGUUAUGGAUAUUUUGUGUAUCAAAACCAUUAAGAACACCUUCCAAUMUGUUUGUGCUCAAUUUGGCGCUGUGCGAUUUUUCCAUGGUCUUAGUACUUCCAAUCCUCAUUUAUGAUUCAAUAGAUCAUAAAUAUCCAGGUCAUUUACAAUGUCAGAUAUUUGCAUUGUGUGGAUCUAUUAGUGGCAUUGGAGCAGGAGCCACAAACGCUGCAAUUGCUUAUGAUAGAUAUAG
Messenger RNA from Diuraphis noxia (Russian wheat aphid), 487 nucleotides. Its product is annotated as opsin, ultraviolet-sensitive-like. Gene Ontology annotation, molecular function: G protein-coupled receptor activity. The record is from RefSeq and is a predicted model, not a curated record. Gene Ontology annotation, biological process: G protein-coupled receptor signaling pathway; visual perception. NCBI's taxonomy places the organism in Eukaryota, Metazoa, Arthropoda, Insecta, Hemiptera, Aphididae. Gene Ontology annotation, cellular component: membrane.